Messenger RNA from Melanotaenia boesemani (Boeseman's rainbowfish), 1001 nucleotides. RefSeq lists its product as uncharacterized. Lineage: Eukaryota; Metazoa; Chordata; Actinopteri; Atheriniformes; Melanotaeniidae. Bases 42 to 1001 code for a protein of 319 amino acids. The record is from RefSeq and is a predicted model, not a curated record. The transcript has 2 exons.
GUUUGGUUUUUCAGGCUGUUGAUGAGUCCAGUGUUCCAGGGAUGGACAGGGUCGACAGCCUGGCAGAGUAUCUGGUUGAACUGAGGAACCAGCCCUCUCUUGCCCUCAACAACCAGCAGGUGAGCAACAUUGUUGCUCUGUGGCAAAACCUGCUGGAGUUUGACAAGCAGAGGGUGGUGUUUGCUGCCAGACACCAGAGCAGGCUGGAUACAGGGAGGUUCAGGUCACCCAAGAAGAAGCAGAAGUUCACGCCGGGAGUAGACAGCCUCAAAAGGCACGCCCUCACCACCACUGCCCCUCUUGCCCAGUGGCCAGAUUGCUGCCGCCUGAUUGAGUCCAUCUUUGUCCGGCUCUGUGACAUCCACCGUAGUCCCAAGAAGAGGGGGACAAUCACAGUGUCCAGAUGGGACCUCAUCUUGGAGGACUACAGACAGAUCAGGCGGCGCAUUCUGGGUAACGGGACAGUGAUGCAGCAGACCGCCCUGCAGCUGGUGGAUGUCAGUCACACCACCCUUGUGCAGUGGCACAAUAAAAGGGUGAAGAGACAGGACACUGCAGUGAUGUUGCAGGGGCUCACCCUGCCCAGUCGCUUGUCUGCAGCAGCCGACCCUCUUCCUGCUGCAAACGUGCAGCCUUUAUUUGUAGCCCCCCAGCCUGGACCCUCUUACCAGUACCAGUUCCCCAGCAGCACUGUGGGCCAGGCAAAGACGAAAAAAAGGAAAACCUCAUCGGAGCCAACCAAGGCAUCGGCCAGAGUGAGGCCUCCUCACCAGCGGCAGCUCUUUCCUGCCCCACCUCCUCCCCUUAGCCUUAUGUUUCUGACUUUGGGUGUCACCUUACCAUCUGCUGGGGUUGCUGCCCUGCUCUUGCCUCUGCUCCUGCUACCCUCCGCAAACAAACCCGCAAAGUAUUGCAUAAUACAUGCAAUAAAUGUGGACAGUUUAGGACAAUGGAAACUGGGCACAGCCAAUACAAAGGCAUUGUGUACUGCCCCUCUGUAG